AUGGUUAAACCGACCACGAUACGUGCAGUUUUCCAUGUCGCCUUGGCUUGUGAUUGGCCUCUUCAUCAACUAGACAUCAAGAACGCCUUCCUUAAUGGUGAUCUUGAGGAAACUGUCUACAUGCAUCAGCCUCCAGGUUUUUUGGAUAAGACUAAGCCCGAUUAUAACACACGCUUUGCUACUUAUGUCCGUCGUCUUGGCUUUAAUCAAAGCCUUUCGGAUCUCUCCUUGUUUGUGCUCUUUCACGGCUCUGAGUUUGCGUAUCUUCUCCUUUAUGUUGAUGACAUUAUCCUCACUGCUUCCUCUCCUCCCUUGUUGCAACGUAUCAUCGCUAUUCUCAGCUCCGAAUUUGAGAUGUUUGACGACGGUCCCCUUCAUCACUUCCUUGGCAUUACCGUAAAAUGUGAUGCUUCUGGUCUCUGGCUCCAUCAACAGAAUUAUGCUGCUGACAUACUUCACCGUGCCAACAUGGUUGACUAUAACCCGUGUCUCACUCUAGUUGAUACCAAACAGAAGCUUGCUCCCGAUGGUAGUCCACCGUUGUCUGAUCCUACACUCCACUGCAGCUUAGCUGGUGCCUUUCAAUAUUUGACGUUCACCCGUCCUGACAUCUCUUAUGCCCUCCAGCAGAUUUGCCUCUUCAUGCAUAUUCCCCGAGACUCUCAUUUUCAAGCUCUCAAACGCAUUCUCCGCUACAUCAAGGGUACCAUUUCUCAUGGCAUUCAUAUGACCAAAUCCUCAUCUCUCUCCCUUACGGCAUACUCCAACUCUGACUGGGCAGGUUGUCCCGCUGGUCGUCGUUCUACCUCUGGCUACUGUGUGUUUCUUGGUGAUAACUUGAUCUCUUGGUCCUCUAAGCGGCAGAACACAGUUUCUCGUUCUAGUGCCAAGGCCGAGUAUCGGGGUGUAGCCAAUGAUGUGGUUGAGGCAACCUGGCUUCGCACUCUUCUUCUUGAAAUGAAGAUUCCCUUAUCUCGCGCUGUAGUGGUGCAUUGUGACAACGUUGCGAUGGGUCACAUUCGCGUCCUGCAAGUUCCUUCUCCUUACCAGUACGCCGACAUAUUCACCAAAGGCCUUCCCUCUCCAUUGUUUCUUGAUUUUUGGAACAGUCUCACCGUCCAGUCUCCUCCACCGACGCUUUGA
This is a messenger RNA of Camelina sativa (false flax), 1143 nucleotides long. The record is from RefSeq and is a predicted model, not a curated record. NCBI's taxonomy places the organism in Eukaryota, Viridiplantae, Streptophyta, Magnoliopsida, Brassicales, Brassicaceae.